Messenger RNA from Echinostoma caproni, 1086 nucleotides. The record is from the annotation of a GenBank genome assembly. NCBI's taxonomy places the organism in Eukaryota, Metazoa, Platyhelminthes, Trematoda, Plagiorchiida, Echinostomatidae.
AUGGACGCAACGGUCGAACCGUUUGGCUCGAACUCACGGGGUGAAUUGGUGCAAAUGAUUACCUUAUAUCCUUCGAACUCAUGCAAUCCAAACAAGGGGCCGAACGUAAAAAUAUGUACCUUGGGUGCAGCUCUAGUGUCGUGCACCAUACCGGGCGGAGCCUCCGAAACAGACAAAUAUCUAUCGGAUGUGCUUUUGGGUUAUGAAACAGUAAAAGAUUAUGAGCAUAACCCACCAUACUUUGGAGUGAUUGUGGGUCGUGUCGCUGGACGUAUACAAAAAGGACGGUUCAAUCCCCCUGGUUCCGAUAAGGAAGGCUUAUCAUAUGUGGUAUGGACCGUCCGUCGUGCUGAUCGUCAUUCAGUCCUGUUGGAACAUAUAUCUCCGGAUGGAGCUGACGGAUUCCCUGGCAAACUGACCGUGCAAGUCGAAUACGAGUUCCGUGAGACCAGCAACGAACAAGAUGUUUUGGAAUUAAGCAUCACCUAUCAUGCUUCUUUAUCAAAUAAUUCGCCAAACCGCGUUUUCUGUCCGGUAAGCCUCACCAAUCACGCCUACUGGAAUUUGGCGGGACACACAACGGGUCGAGAGGGGCUGGCUAGACAUUAUCUCCAAAUCCGGGCUAGUCGAUAUGCGGAACUAAGACCAAAGGAUCUUAUUCCUACCGGACGUAUUUUACCCAUACCAGCAGGUAGCCCGUUAGAUUUCCGUGAACCGCGUGCUCUGGGUUCAGGAUUGAGCAUUGUUGGUGGUCCGGAUGGAACCGGUUACGAUGAUUAUUACGUAUUCGAUCAAGAUCGAAGUCCAUCGGAACCAGCAGUCAUCGUGAACGAGCCGGAAUCGCAUCGCCGUAUGCGAGUCUAUACUGAUCAGCCGGGUAUGCAACUUUACACAGCCUUCUACUUGAAUCCAAAAACUGACCCAAUCGGCAAAGAGGGACAUCGUUACAUGCCUUAUUCUGGGUUUUGCUUAGAAACGGAAGGUUAUCCAGACGCAUGCAAUCAACCUGAUUUUCCGGCAGUGAUACUACAAUCCGGGGGUGCGGCUUACGUUCAACGAACCACGUUCCGCUUUGACUGUAUCUAA